ACCAAGACAAUGGCUGAGAGAAAUCACUCCAUAGCAACAGAGUUCAUUCUUUCAGGGUUCACAGACCUUCCAGCAUUGCAGGUACCCCUAUUCAUGCUGUUCCUAGGGGUCUAUAGUAUCACUGUGGUGUGGAAUCUCGGGAUGUACCUUCUAAUUAGGGUGGAUUUCCGACUUCACACCCCCAUGUACUUUUUUCUAAGCCACUUGUCCUUUGUAGAUGUAUGCUACUCAUCUGCCAUCACUCCCAGAUUGCUGUCAGAUCUCUUAGCAGAGAAGAAAGUCAUUUCUUAUGGUGGGUGCCUUGCACAGUUUUAUUUUUUUGUGUUGUUUGGCACUACAGAAGGUUUUCUCCUUGCUGCCAUGGCUUAUGACCGCUACAUGGCCAUCUGUAACCCACUGCUCUACAUGGCCUCCAUGAACAGCAGAGUCUGUCUCCAGCUUGUGGUUGGCUGCUACCUGGCUGGGAUCAUCAACACAACUGUGCACACAGGCACUAUGCUUCGCCUCUCCUUCUGUGCCUCCAAUGUCAUCAAGCAUUUCUAUUGUGAAGGCCCCCCUCUGUACACAAUCUCCUGCACUGACACGACCAUCAAUGAGACUGUGAUAUUUGCUUUUGUUAGCUUUGUUAUAGUAGUCACUGUCUCUACCAUUGUUACCUCUUAUACCUACAUCUUGGCCACCAUCCUGAGGAUCCACUCAGCUGAGGGCAGGUACAAAGCCUUCUCCACAUGCACUUCACAUUUAAUGGCUGUCACCCUCUUCUAUGGGUCUAUUGCAUUCAUGUAUCUACAGCCUAGUUCCAGGCAUUCACAGGACCUAGAUAAAGUGGCAUCAGUGUUCUACACAGUAGUGAUCCCCCUCUUGAAUCCUGUGAUCUACAGCCUGAGGAACAAGGAGGUGAAGGAUGCCCUGAGGCGACUGAUGAGAAGGCAAGUGUCAUUUACAUGCAAAUGA
Molecule: messenger RNA, 954 nt
Organism: Alligator sinensis (Chinese alligator)
Lineage: Eukaryota; Metazoa; Chordata; Crocodylia; Alligatoridae
Product: olfactory receptor-like protein COR4
Exons: 1
Coding region: 10-954 (314 amino acids)
Biological process (GO): sensory perception of smell; G protein-coupled receptor signaling pathway
Cellular component (GO): membrane
Molecular function (GO): G protein-coupled receptor activity; olfactory receptor activity; odorant binding
Source: RefSeq, a predicted model, not a curated record